CCUCAUUUUCGCGUUCAUUGGUUUGGGGAACGGUAACGAAUUUUAGCAGCAGCAAAAUGACUAGAUUCCAUUUCUCAAACCGUUUGGUGAAGAAGUUUAAGAAGUCGGGUAAAAAGGGAGGUAUUGGCAGCCCUGUCAAUACUCCGUCCAAUACCGCUGAUGUCGGUGUAAUGGAGGAAGUAAUGUCCAACUUAGUUCUGAAAAAGGCUGAGUCCGAGACCAAGAACUCGUGUAGCAGUACAAGCAGCUGUAGCAGUUUUGACGUCGCUAGUGACAUCACACAAAACAGUGUGGAGAGAAUAUUUCAGGAAGUAGAUGGUCAUCUCAGCGUGACAGAGACUCAGAAGUACACUGAUGCCGUGCAUUACCUCAGUGAGUCACAGCUGAACAAAAAAUUAGCGGAGGAGCUGGACCAAUUACAGCAACUACUGGAGGAUGAAAAGAAAGGGGAAAUUCACACCGACGUCAAAAACGUGGACCCCGUGGCUGAGAUUCCCUGGGAACAGACGCACAAACGCGUCCUUACCAUGACAGUGGAAACGCACAAGCAUAAGCAUGAAAAUGGUGAGCAUCACCAUCAUAACCAUGAUCCAGUUCCCGUUAAUAACCAGGUCCCCAGUAACAUGGCAACCACUCUCCCCAACCGAAAAGUCCCUCUCCAUAAAGAGUUUGCCUGCACUAAUCUCGCAUGUACCGAUCCUCACUGCUCUGACGUCAUGUGUGGAACCAAAGUCACCGAGAUUAAGAGUCAUAACUCCGAUCCCGAUCUGUAUACUUCCAAGUAUGCUCUGGAUACAGCCGUGGCACACACUGACAAGACAGUGAAAAAAGAAUCUGAACUUACUUCCCAUGAAAACGAGCACUAUUACGGCAAGCCGAUUUUAUUUGUCAUGGACUCGAGGAACAAAUUCCAUCCCCUGACCCGAGAGAAGGACGCCCACAAGGUCGUUGAUAUUUCUAAGGGAUACCAUCCCACUAAGGCUCAGGAAUACGUCGUCAAUGCGCUUCAGGAGAGCGAGGAUGCCCUUACCGCGGCCCAUGAUAUCUGGACAGGCAAAUUCAUCCGCAAUUGUCAGGAGGAGAAUCUUAUGACCGAUGUUAACAUCUCCAUCGGUGACGAACUCUUUACAGCACACAGGAUAAUGCUGGCGCAAUUCAGUACUUAUUUCCAAGAACUGUUUUGCAUCUCAGAGCGUGAUGGUGCCUUGCCUUUCAACUUGCGGUUAAGAGGAAUCUCAGCGGAUGCAUUUGAAGCUUUCUUGCACCUUGUGUACAUGGGAGACUGCGAGAUUACACCCGAUAUUGUCAUGGACGUUUCCAUGAUUGCCAAACGUUUCGGGGUCAAAGAGCUUCGACAAAAAGUAGAUGAUUAUUUGAACACCAUGAGCACUGAAAAUUGCCUAGAGAUUCUUAAACAGGGUAUCGUAUCUCAAGGUGACACGAUGUACGAAACUGCCUUUAAAACUGUGGUAAGAUGCUUCAAAGAGGCUGCAAAGAAUGUCAAUUUCAUGGAACUCCGUCUGGACACAGUAGCAAAGAUCCUCUCGUCAGAUAACCUAAGUGUGCAGAACGAGACAGAAGUGUUUAACGCUGCAUACAAGUGGGUCAAAUAUGACCUCCGCAAGAGAGAACAGUAUCUGCCACGGGUCAUGGAGUGUGUUCGAUUCGCUCUCAUGGACCACCACGAGCUGUUCCUCAUCUUCAGUGACACCGAUCUCCUUCAGAAAAAUGCUUACUGCAGAGAUAUGCUGUUGAAAGCUAACUGGAUUGUGACGUCCCGUAUGUUGCACAUUGUGGAUCCAUUUGAGCUUCCGUAUCCUAAGAAGAGGGAACCAAUCAGCCUCGAUAAGAGUCCUGAACUUCAAAUCAUGAAUGGAAUGGCCAAGGAAACGAAAAAAUCAGAAGGAAUCAAAUUGGAACCUGGGGACCUCCUGGCUUUCGGUGGAUUCUUCUCGGGAUCGGAUAAAACUAGGGCAAUUGAAGGAGGCAAGAGUGUGAUGUGGUACAACGUUGCCAGUCGUACUUGGACAAAAUUAACAGAACUAUCGGAACCUCGGAUCCACCAUGCUGCUUGUGUCCUCAAUGGAAAGAUUUACAUUACAGGCGGAAGCAACCCAAGACUCCAGAUACAAAACCCGCGAGCUCUUUCUCAGUGCGUCUGCUUUGAUCCUUACACCAUGAAGUGGUCCACCAUUGCACCACUGAGGACCGCUAGACUCAUGCACAGUAUGGUGGCCUUAAAUGGCCGUCUAUAUGUGAUAGGGGGUCAGGACAUUAAUGAUAGAUUGCUAAAUACUGUGGAAUGCUACAAUCCUGAGACGGAUAGGUGGGUGUGGAUGCCCUCCAUUCAGGUCCCGCGCCUCGCCGCAGCCGCAGCUGUUAGUAACGGAAAGAUCUAUCUAGCCGGCGGAUACACCGCAGAUAUCAAGACGAAAUCAGGCUCCCCUAUAUCUUCUGUGCUAGAGUGCUUCGAUUCUAAAACGAGCAAGUGGACCCGAUUAGGUGAUAUUCGUGUUCCGCGGUGUCACGCCGCAUUGGUAGAAGUUCGCGGUGAGCUUUUCUUGUGUGGUGGCGCCACUAGGACUCAUGGUACCGAUUUCACCACUGCUGCAAGUCUCAGAGAUAUUGAUAAGUAUAACAAAGAAUAUGAUAUGUGGGAGAAAGUGGCGGAUCUAGAUACUGAGAGGCAUGCGUGCGGUGGGACUGCUGUAGGAAACAAGAUUUAUAUAUGUGGCGGAGCUUGUACAGCCUUAGGUCACAUGCUAUAUUCUAUGGAGGUGUAUGAUACUGUCGCCGGGAAAUGGGACAGAUCCGCGCCCGACUGUCCGCUCCCAGGAAGAUUUCUUUCAUUAGUCUCGGUCCCACCCAAAGAUUAGAAAACGGAACUUAUACAUGUUAUAUUUUCACCCAUAAAAUUAAAUGCAUAUUUUAAAAAAAGAAUUAAGUUUUUCUCAGAGAAAAUUUUUCGUAUGGAAUAUUUGUAAAGCCGAAUGAUUGUACAUUAUAAGUAAAUAUAUCAUUGUAUAAAGACACUAUUUAUGAAACUUGUAGUUAUGGAUUUUAAAGCAAUAAAUGCAAGAUUGUAAAAACAA
Molecule: messenger RNA, 3092 nt
Organism: Saccostrea echinata
Lineage: Eukaryota; Metazoa; Mollusca; Bivalvia; Ostreida; Ostreidae
Product: kelch-like protein 3
Exons: 11
Coding region: 57-2876 (939 amino acids)
Molecular function (GO): protein binding
Source: RefSeq, a predicted model, not a curated record